This is a messenger RNA of Pygoscelis adeliae (Adelie penguin), 1491 nucleotides long. RefSeq names its product proteasome (prosome, macropain) assembly chaperone 2 (gene PSMG2). Bases 11 to 817 code for a protein of 268 amino acids. The record is from RefSeq and is a predicted model, not a curated record. The transcript is spliced from 7 exons. Gene Ontology annotation, biological process: proteasome assembly. Gene Ontology annotation, cellular component: cytosol; nucleus. Lineage: Eukaryota; Metazoa; Chordata; Aves; Sphenisciformes; Spheniscidae.
CCCGGCCGGCAUGUUUGUUCCUUGCGACCGCGGCGGGGGCUCCGCCAGCUCCGACUUUAAAGGCUUCACUCUGCUCAUGCCAGCAGUGUCAGUGGGAAAUGUUGGUCAGCUGGCAACCGAUCUAGUGAUUUCCACGCUCAACAUGACUAAAGUUGGCUACUUCUACACGGAUUGCCUGGUGCCAAUGGUUGGAAAUAAUCCAUAUGCAACAGCAGAAGAAAACUCAAUGGAGCUGAGUAUAAAUGCUGAGGUGUAUUCAUUACCUUCAAAGAAACUUGUAGUUCUACAGAUCAGAUCACCUUUUAUAAAGAACAAGUACAGGCCAUUCUGUGAAACACUGCUUUCUUGGGUGAAAAGCAGCAAAUGUGCCAGAGUUGUCCUUCUGUCUAGCAGCCAUGCAUACCAGCGCGAUGAUGAGCAACUUCUUGGGACACCACUACGCUACCUACUUACACCUGAUCUUGAGAAAGCAGUUGGAGGCCUUAUGCAGGAGCUAAACUGGAAAGAAAUGGAAAAAGUAGCAGCUUACCCUGGAAUAAAUGAUACAGAAAAAGUUCUACAUAUUCCUGGAGGUGGCAUCACAAAACUAUUGUUUACUGAGAGCUGUUCAAGAGGAAUCCAAAUGGCAGUUCUUCUGAAAUUCUGCUCAGAAGGGGACAACAUCCCUGACGCGUUUGCGCUUGUUAACUAUCUUAAUGAAUGGCUCCAGCUAGUUAAAAGCGAAAGCAACAAUUCCACAGAUACUUCUUCACAAUGGAAAAUACCAAGUUCUUGGCGCUUACUUUUUGGCAACGGUCUUCCACCUGCACUCUUCUGAUCAAUUUUGAAUUCUUCUGCAAGUCACGUGUGUAGUCUCAAACAUCCCUUGAGAAGGUGAUUACAUAGUAAUUGCUGAGCAACAGUAGCUUAAUUUGUUGUGUACAUAAAUUCUUUAUUUAAGAAAAAUUCCUUUCACAUAUGUGGGUAGCUAAAGAAAUUAAGGUAACUUUCACAAAUUGACCAAAGAAAUAUGUUUUGUACAGUUGUUUAUUGAAUAACUUUGGUUGAAUUUUUUUCUAAUAAAAUGUUUUUUAAAAAACCUUUUCCUUUGGUUAAGUGUUACUGCUAUGGAAAAGCUUACGGCGCACCUUCUUAAGGUAGCUGAGAACUUGAGAUUGCUGUGCAGGCAUAGAUUUUCUUAUGAAGGUAAAACCCUACUGUUCCAUGUCAACUGUGGAUCUUGGCUUUUUUUCAAAACCUUCCUGGUGAUGUAAGCAAAGCUCAGAAGUGACUAAUUCUGCCGUCUUUUCCCAAUGCCGUUGCGGUAGCUUCAGCUGGGGAGGCUGCAAGCGAUACAGCAGCCUGUUCUAUCUUUUCUGGUCUACUUCCGUUGUAUAAUUUCCAUUCUGCUUCCAAGGGCUGCAGAGAUGCUAAAACUAAAGCUUUCUAGGUCAAUGAGCCUUCUUAGACGGAUUUGAGGAUGCAUACGGUGCUCUGAAAUAUAAAGGAAUU